AGGUGUGGAGAUUUCCGGAGAUCGUUUGUUUAUGGACAGUAUUUAUAUCUUCACCGACUUGGGGGUGUAGCAGAAUCGUGCAGUUUCCCCCUACAUCGCCGCAGCAUGUCUCAGGCUCGAGUUACUGAUUUCUUUUGCCAGAGAAAGAAAGGCAUCGCCGGUCCAGUUAAACCAGCCAAGCAGCGCGGCUCUAACGCUGCCAGCACACGGUCAAGAUCCACUAAAAACAAAGACGCUCUCAUCUGUUCCUCUUCCAUCCAUGAAGAGUUUGUCCGGGUUAUCGACGAGGCAGUGGGGCUAAACGAUGCAGAGUCUACUCACAGCGCGAAAGACUCGCCCUCCAGUCCCCGGACACCGAAGCGGACUUCGGCGGACACGGAGUUUGACCUCGGGGCGGCCGUGUUCUCAGCCACCGCCGACCACAGCACGGCCAAGAAGAGACGGCAAGCGGAGGCCGCCAGAGACGCUGAAGCUCACGUUCCAGAGAAAGCGACGAGGAGGAAGGCCAGGAAGAAGCUGGUCCUCCCGAAGGACACCCCACAGGCUGCAGCCCAGCCCCUGCCCAGGGAGGUGACCCCGCAGCCCCAGGCCCCUGCAGCCACCUUGUCUGGACACAACCCGGAGAACCAUUUUAACUUUCACACCAACAGCUCCCCGCAGAGGGGUCAGGCCAUCAGCAAGAACCUGGGAGGAAAGGCCAGCAAGGCUCUGUGUAAAGAGGACAUCGCAACCCUGAAGUCUCGCCUUCAGAGGAUCAAGAAACACGCAGAGGAAAUAACCAGCACCGCUUCAGUUUCCACAUCCCCCUCUUGCGCCUCUCCCCCUGGUCCAGCACCAAACAACAAAGCUACGUCCCCCACCUCUAAUGCCAGGACCUUCAAGUUCACUGUAGCGCGAGCCAAUGAGCUCGCAGCUAAAGCUCAGAGGAGGAAGGAGGAGAGGGAGGCCGAGGAGAGCAAGCAGAGUGAGACACCAACCCAGGACAGUACUGAGCAGCCAGCAUACCAGCGGUACCACACCCUUGCCCAGGCGGCCCCCCCUGGUCUCUCCUUGCCAUACCACUACAAGGUGCUGGCUGAGAUGUUCAGGAGUAUGGACACUGUGGUCUCCAUGCUGUACAACCGCUGUGAGACCGCCACCUUCACCAAGAUCAAACAGGGAGUUCAGGACAUGAUGCACAAGCGGUUUGAGGAGAGCCACGUGGGGCAGAUAAAGACCGUCUUUCCUGAGGCCUACACAUUUAGACAGGAGAAAAACAUCCCAACCUUCAACAGCAGCAUUAAAAAGGGCAGCUACCAGCUCACCGUGGAGCCCGUCAUUGUCUCUGACCAGAAUGAAGCUCGUCCUCUUCUGUCGGCCUCUCGUCUCCUUGAAAGAAGACAGAUCUUCCACCUGAACCUGGUCUCCAUUGUCAAACAGCACCACAAGGUCUUCCUGUCCACGCUGGUUCCUCUGGUGUCUGUUCCAGAAGACAAACUGACCCGCUGGCACCCUCGCUUUAAUGUGGACACUGUGCCAGCCGUCCAAGCUAGCUCACUCCCUCUGCCUCCUCAUACCGAGAAACUGGCCACAGCUCAGGAGGUGCUGGACAAGGCCCGCUUACUCAUCACACCUAAGAUGGAGAAGGCUCUGCUUUCUCUGGCUCUGAAGACAGAAGAUAAAGCUGCGGAGAGUAAAGGGUCAACAUCUCCACACAACCAAACCAUCCCCCAAACAUCAGCUCCAUCAUCGGCUCCAUCAGCAGCCCCUGCAGCUCAAGUCCCAACUGCCCUGAAAGGAGUGUCCCAGUCCCUGCUGGACAGGAUUCGGGCAAAGGAAGCCCAGAAGCUCCAGGCAGCCAUGACUCGAAACCCCGCCCAGGAGGAGCGCCUGCUGAUGAUGUCAAGGCUCCCCGAGCUGGCCAGAAUUGUCCGGACUGUUUUUGUUGCAGAGAAGAAACCUGCUUUAAUAAUGGAAGUGGUCUGUAACAGGAUGGUGGCCAGCUACAGAUCUGCUCUCAGCACAGGUGAAAUGGAGAAACAUAUCCGUCUGCUGGCAGAAGUGGCUACUGACUGGCUGACUAUUCAUCCAAUCAGGAAGGACUUCUACCUGAAGCUGAACAAGAACAUGGAGCUCCACGUUGUUCUGGACAAACUGAGCAGCAGACUCAGGGAGGAGGAGAGACACUGAUACCUCACCUCCCUCAGGGCCAUGCGGCACAUAGAUUCCUUGUUUUAAAGUGCCAACUUUUUUUAUUUUUAUUAUUUGAGUGAAUCUCACUGGUUUGUUGGCAUCAGACACGUGUCUGACAUUUCAGACAGUGUGUUUUGUGGUGUGCCCUGUGGUGUGCCCUGCGUUCUAAUCUGUCAAUGUGACAAUCGCUGAUAGACGGAGCUCGAGGACAGUGAUAUGUCCCAUAACCCUGGGGCCACUUGGGACUGACCAGACCUAGUCCUGGUAUUUCAAAGACUGUCCUGUGUUGUAAACAGGUUGUUUUAAACACACUUGUUAUAGUGAC
Micropterus dolomieu (smallmouth bass) is the source of this 2497-nucleotide messenger RNA. Its product is annotated as DNA replication factor Cdt1-like. Lineage: Eukaryota; Metazoa; Chordata; Actinopteri; Centrarchiformes; Centrarchidae. Gene Ontology annotation, biological process: mitotic cell cycle; DNA replication preinitiation complex assembly; regulation of DNA-templated DNA replication initiation. The record is from RefSeq and is a predicted model, not a curated record. Gene Ontology annotation, cellular component: nucleus. The transcript has 10 exons. Gene Ontology annotation, molecular function: DNA binding; DNA polymerase binding. The coding region runs from base 106 to 2169 and encodes 687 amino acids.